Molecule: messenger RNA, 609 nt
Organism: Paraglomus brasilianum
Lineage: Eukaryota; Fungi; Glomeromycota; Glomeromycetes; Paraglomerales; Paraglomeraceae
Source: the annotation of a GenBank genome assembly
AUGGUGAAGUCAACCAUUAUCGCUCGAAUAUCUGACGGUCUACCACUUGCUGCUUCCAUGGAUGACGAACAGGCAGGAGAUAACGAGCUCGCUGACCAUAAGAAUAAAGCCAAGAUGCUUUUUAAGAAAAUGAACGAGAAUUCAGAAGAGAGGUGUUCAAUAGAAUCUGGCAACUAUUACUUUCAAUCGUAUCCUCGCCAGUUAGCAUUUAGCUAUCUUGAGGAACUUGCCAAGGAAUUCUUCAUGAGUUACGGAAAUGAUAUAACAAAGAAGACAUUAAGGCCGUAUGCGUUCGUAAAGUUUGACACAUUCAUGCAAAAAACCAAGAAAAUGUACCAAAACACACGAACCCAACACAACCUCGACAGACUAAAUUCCGAAUUAAACGAAGUUUCUCAAAUAAUGACCAAGAAUCUAGAGAACGUCCUCUGGCGCGGCGAGGGACUCGAAAAAAUGUCGAAUCUGUCCGAUCAACUACGAUACGAGUCACAAAAGUAUAAAAAGUCGGCAAGAGAUUUGAAUCUGCAGCUGUUAUACAGAAAGUACGGUCCAUUCGCUGUGAUUGGAUUCGUGGUGUUUGUGGUUAUCGCUUGGCGAUGGUGGUAUUGA